Spodoptera frugiperda (fall armyworm) is the source of this 1465-nucleotide messenger RNA. RefSeq lists its product as uncharacterized. Gene Ontology annotation, molecular function: protein binding. Lineage: Eukaryota; Metazoa; Arthropoda; Insecta; Lepidoptera; Noctuidae. The transcript has 7 exons. The record is from RefSeq and is a predicted model, not a curated record. Gene Ontology annotation, cellular component: nucleus. Gene Ontology annotation, biological process: regulation of transcription by RNA polymerase II. The coding region runs from base 113 to 1420 and encodes 435 amino acids.
UCUGGGUAUGUCAAAUGUCAAAACCAAAGUCAAAAUAAACAAAUAUUUUUCUUGUUGUUAUAUGAACAUUAUUGCAUUUGGUGAUUAGUUGUUUAUAUCCUCAUUUAACACAAUGUCCAAAGAUCAAUUCUGUUUUAGUUGGGUGUCGUACAAAAAUCAUAUUUCGCAAGGGUUUGCACGUUUACAACAGGAAGGCGAGUUUGUUGAUAUGACCCUAGCAGCUGACGGUCAUUUGAUAAAAGUUCAUCAAAAUAUUGUGGCACUUGCCAGCCCUUACAUAAAGGCAAUGAUAGAAUCUGCUGCAUGUCAGCAUCCAGUUGUAUUUCUAAAUAACAUAAAUCAAAAUAUACUUUCUUUCAUAUUGGAAUAUAUUUAUACUGGGGAAGUAAAGAUACCAACUGAUGCUACACCAGCUUUCAUACAAGCCUGCAAAGCAUUAUGUAUUAAUGGUAUUGAGAAUAUAGAAAUACCACAGAAACAACCAUCAGAUCCAUUGCCAUUGCAACCUCUGCCACCGAACCAGCCCACCGCACCUUUAGGUUCAGAGUUACCACCACCAUUACCAAAUUGUUUGGAUUUACCACCAGAAAGACCUACAGUACCACCAGACAAUAAUUUUGCAGCUCAUAUAACAAUUAACAGUGAAAACUACAAUGUGGAAGUCAUACCAGCUGAUAAUAAUAUUGUGCAAGAAAGUACACAGCCUUUUUACUCUCUCAGUGAUAUCAAUCUGAUGAAUUUUCCAACCUUGGAAACUUCUACUGCAAUAGAGAAUCAAAAUAAUGAACAAAUUGCUCCACUUCCUGAAAUGAACAUUGUUGAUACGGAUUUUGAAUAUGUUGAUAAUACCGUAUCUAAUGUUGAAGAGAACAAUACAGAUAUCAUAAAUAGUAAUUACUUUAACAUUGCUCCAACUGAACCGGUUGCAGUUUAUAAUUUAGACACCUGUAAUCCACCUCCAAUACUCCAUACUAAAGUUAGCCAAGAAGCUCCUGUGACUAAAGUUACCCAUGAAGCUAUUCUUGGCAAUAAAGCUCAUGGUCUACAUUACUCUAUUUCUAAACGUGGCUCAUUGCAAUUAAUAUUGAACCAGUUUAUAUACCACUGUCAUCAUCACGCAUGUGAAGGUCUUAAGCGCCGUUGGCGAUGUGUAGACUACAGGAAACUACAUUGUCCAGCAUAUAUAGAUACAAACAAUGACAUUGUAACCACCAGAUCAGAAAACCACAAUCAUGGCCAACAUAAGACUCAAAUAAUGAAAAAAUUAAAAUCUAAAUGUUUAUUUACUUCUAUAACCCAAGCUACAAAUAGAAUGAUUAUCAAACAAAUACCUAAAGAAAAACCCAAAAAGGUUGCUAGAAAUACUAAUACCUCUCUUAGAGCUAACCAAAUAAUCAAAGUUACUCUGCCUAAGACCUAAUUUAUUUUUGAAAUACAAAAUAAAAUUUAAACAUGAUUCCUAAAA